Molecule: messenger RNA, 1458 nt
Organism: Penicillium odoratum
Lineage: Eukaryota; Fungi; Ascomycota; Eurotiomycetes; Eurotiales; Aspergillaceae
Exons: 4
Coding region: 1-1458 (485 amino acids)
Biological process (GO): microtubule-based movement
Cellular component (GO): centrosome; spindle; microtubule
Molecular function (GO): microtubule binding; ATP hydrolysis activity; microtubule motor activity
Source: RefSeq, a predicted model, not a curated record
AUGGAGCAAUAUCUUCUAGAGAAUGUCACUCGCUACCAAACCCUGAUUCAACGGUUCAAGAAACCUGCACAGAAAGCGACCGGUAGCAACGAUGCUGAAAUGAGUUCGGAAAUGGUCAUGGCUACUCGAAUUCGGCCCUUGUUAGAAGAAGAGAUCUCUUCAGGGCAGGUAGUUGCUAUAUAUCCCCGUGAUGAAAAGAGUGGAGUAGUGGAUCUUCAUGAGCUGAAGAGGGUGGUCAGGGGUCUCCCCACUCUGAACUCUUCCAACUUCAGAGUUGGCAAGGUCUUCGGCCCGGAUCGUACUACGGAAACGAUUUACGAAGAUACAGUGCAGCGACUUCUUCCUCAUGCAUGGGAAGGAAAUAUUGGAACACUCUUUGCCUAUGGCCAGACUGGGUCGGGAAAAACGUUUACUGUCAGUGGGUUGGAGCGAUUGAUUGCCAGAUCCUUGUUCGAUGGAACACUAGCAGGUGAACGGAAGGUUCAUGUCUCUAUUUUUGAAUUGGCAGGGAACUCAGCAUUUGAUCUCCUAAACUCUCAUGCCCCUUUUAUGAUCCUAGAGGACUCUUUUGGAAACACCCAGCUUGUUGGUAUCCAAGAACACCAAGUCCAGAACACGACAGAGCUACUCACCUUGGUUGACCAAGCCACGGCAUUUCGACAAACUGCGUCUACAGAGAAAAACGAUGGAUCUUCGCGAUCACACGCCAUCUGCCGCAUCAGAAUCAAGAAUCCCGCUCCCGACGCUCUAGAAGAUGGGAUUCUAUACCUGAUCGAUCUUGCAGGUUCAGAAGCCGCUCGAGAUAUUGCAAAUCAUACAGCCGAUCGCAUGAAAGAAACGCGCGACAUCAAUACCAGUCUUUCGAUCCUCAAAGAUUGCAUUCGCGGCAUGGCUGAUCUUGAGAAUCCCGCCACAGCAGGAAAGCCUUCUAAGAAACCAUACAUUCCUUUCCGCCAGAGUAUGUUGACGAAAGUCCUUAAACAUCUUUUUGACCCAGAGGGCAACCGUUGUUGUAGGACUACGGUACUCGCAUGUGUGAAUCCCAGCUUCUUGGGUACAGGUGCAACCAAAAAUACGCUUCGGUAUGCGGAAAUGCUGCGUUCGGCUCGGCCGAUUCGGAAGGGUGUUGCGUAUGACCCUACGAAUCCCAAUACUUGGAGUAAUAAGGACUUGCGAUCGUACAUUAGAAUCCAGUCAGGGGAUCCGUCGAUUACUCCCUCUGACCUUGCUCCUCAUGAGUCUGGCACUCAGCUGCUGCGGAUUCCAACGGAGAAAUUCGUUGAGCGAUGUCUUAAAACUCAUGGCGUUACCAAGGAGCAAGCCGAUAUUACGCUAAAUUGUGGAAGCUGCACAUUGAUUCUCGACGUGCUGCUCAUUGAUAUCUCUGGGAUCAGUAUUGUUCACCGUAUGUGCACCCUACACAUGUGCUCGUAUAUAAUAUCCAGUGGGGAGAUUUAA